AUGAAUCCUACCAUUUUCUUCAGUUGCCUCUUGGUUCUUACAGGAUGUCUUCUUGAAGGAGGAAAUGCCGAAGGCGAUGAUGAUUUUACUUCUGAAAAACAACGCCUACUUCAUGUUUAUGGCGAUCCUUCGGUUGAUGAAGCCACUAGAUAUAGAAAUGUCGACGAUCUAGCCAAGUUCUAUGAGAAAUACUCCGCUGACCUCUCAUUGUCACAAGAUUUCCAUGCACGUGCCCAGGAUACCUUUAGAAGGUAUAAGGAAAGAAAGGCUCAGGCUGUUCAAGUGGAUGGUGUUCCAGCUCAAGGAGGUUUCUUUGUGCCUCUGCCGGACCUUGUCAUUGUGCAGCUGGGCGUGGAACUUGCAGCUGAGAUAAUCAAGCUUACUAAAGCGUCUUAA
This is a messenger RNA of Drosophila takahashii, 396 nucleotides long. Its product is annotated as protein Turandot M-like. The record is from RefSeq and is a predicted model, not a curated record. NCBI's taxonomy places the organism in Eukaryota, Metazoa, Arthropoda, Insecta, Diptera, Drosophilidae. Gene Ontology annotation, biological process: immune system process.